UUCGCAAUGAUAACAGGAGCACUGCUGAUUCCUUUUAGUUGUUUACGUUGAUUACUGGCUUUUUAUUACCUUAUAAUGGCAGCUUUGCUGCUUUUGCGCACCUGUAGAAGGCCAACCAUUGCUUGCACCUAUACGUACACCUACCAAGGAACAACAAUUGCCAAUCACAAGUACAAUCGUCGUCUUGCCUCCACAGAAGCGGCGGCCGCAAGUGUCCAAUUGGCAAAUGCCGGUGGAUUGGUGGGAUAUUGGCAGACCUUGUCCAAUAGCACCCCAGUGGCCUAUAUGCAGGAUGUGCUCAUUAAGAUCCACGACUACAGCGGUCUGCCUUGGUGGGCAUCCAUCGUACUGUCCACUUUCCUUUUCCGGAGCGUGGUUACCCUACCUCUGACCAUUUACCAGCACAAAAUCACCGCCAGAAUCGAGAAAAUAGCGCUGGAGAUGCCGGCCAUUGUGGAGGAGCUGAAAAAAGAGGCAGCCAUGGCCAAGCAAAAGUUCAAGUGGAGCGAACAGCAGACUCAGAUAGUCUAUCGGCGUUCGAUCAAGAAGCAGUGGCAAAACCUUAUAGUUCGGGAUAACUGCCAUCCCAUGAAGACCAUGAUUGUGCUAUGGGGUCAGAUACCCCUGUGGAUCUUUCAGUCCGUGGCGCUGCGCAAUUUAGUAUACAUGCUGCCGGAUCCCACGUCCAUCCAAGCUCAAAUUGUGACCACCGAAAUGACCAUUGGCGGAUUUGGUUGGAUACCAAACCUCACGGUGGUUGACAACUCUUAUAUCCUGCCUGUAACAUUAGGCCUCAUCAACUUGGCCAUCAUUGAAGUGCAAGCGAUGUCCCGAACCCGUCCUUCCACUCGCCUGCAAAACAUCGCCAACAAUGUGUUCCGUGGAUUGAGUGUUGUGAUGGUCCCAGUAGCCUGUACUGUGCCUUCAGCUUUAUGUGUAUACUGGGUGGCUUCUAGCAGUUUUGGCCUUGCUCAAAAUCUGCUGAUCCUCUCGCCGGAAGUGCGACGAUCUGUGGGAAUUCCCAAAACGCAAACGGAACUCUGUGAGCCGUACGAUCUGCUCUGGCUAAAAAUACAGCAGAGGCUAAGACUUGCCGAGAGGCCACCGGCUGAUAAGCCGGCAGCCAAAUAA
Molecule: messenger RNA, 1131 nt
Organism: Drosophila teissieri
Lineage: Eukaryota; Metazoa; Arthropoda; Insecta; Diptera; Drosophilidae
Product: cytochrome c oxidase assembly protein COX18, mitochondrial
Exons: 2
Coding region: 76-1131 (351 amino acids)
Biological process (GO): protein insertion into mitochondrial inner membrane from matrix; mitochondrial respiratory chain complex IV assembly
Cellular component (GO): mitochondrial inner membrane
Molecular function (GO): membrane insertase activity
Source: RefSeq, a predicted model, not a curated record